AUCAUAAUUCAUACGCACUCCGAGCCGCGCGUCUGCCUCCACUCCUCGCUCACGGUCCUUUGGUCCCCAGCCCAACGUCCUCCGAUAUAUAUCUGUAUGUGAUGUAUCAUCAUCACUCUCUCUCUCUCUCUCUCUCUCUCUUCCUCUGCUACUCAGUCACUUACAGUUGCAGUUGCUGCUAUCUCGGGGGCGUUCACCGCUCUCUCUCUGGCCUCUCCCGCGAGACCCGUUUGCCCCCAUCAAUGCAAUGAGACAAUGGGCUUCCUCCGGCGACUCUUCGGCGGCACCAAGAAGAAAUCCUCCGGCGAACCCAGGUGGAGCUUCAUCAGAUCCCUUAACGACGAGUCCCGCCUCACCCACCCCCUCCCCACCAACGACGCUGCCGCCCCAGGCGCCUCUUACGGCUACUUAGACGCCAACAAGCACGCCAUAGCCGUGGCCGCCGCCACCGCCGCCGUCGCUGAGGCCGCCCUCGCAGCCGCCCAGGCUGCCGCUGAGGUCGUCCGGCUCACCAGCGGCGGCGGCGGAGGAGCUGGGGGCAGGGCUGCAGUCUCGUCCCGGCCCAGAGGGGCACAUGCUCUUCUGUCGGUGGAGGAGUUGGCGGCUCUGAGGAUUCAGUCUGCCUUCCGAGGUUAUCUGGCGAGGAGGGCAUUGAGGGCACUGAAAGCAUUGGUGAAACUUCAAGCAUUGGUGAGGGGACAUAUUGUCCGAAAGCAAAUGGCGGACAUGCUCAGGCGCAUGCAGACUUUGGUCCGUGUACAAGCCCGAGCUCGUGCUAGUCGCAGCUACCCUACAGCUUCCUCGCUUUCUAGCACCAUGUCAUCUUUAUCUCAACACCCUAGAAAUCUCUCCAAUGCUAACAACAGGGACAGUGUUGAUAUAGACAGAGCAGAGUUCAGCUCAAAUUGGUUGGACCGUUGGAUGGAAGACAGUGUAUUGGACAGCAGCAACCCUGAUGGUCCACUGAGAAAUAAAAGACAUGAAGAUGAGAGGAGUGCAAAGAUCCUCGAGGUGGAUACUUGGAAGCCUCACUUUUACUCCCAAACAGACCACGGUAGCACUCAGUUAUCGUCAAACUGUGCCGUUGAUCCCGACUAUAUGAACAAAACCUUCAUGCCGUUCGACUCACCAUCGAAGUACUCAUCCCGACCACCAAAUCCAGUGCCGAGUCUCUCCUCUGAAGAGGUUGCAUCGUUGAGGUCUCUAAACUUUCCCAAGAGAAAAGACAAGAAGUUCCGGUCAGCUGAAAACAGCCCCCAAGUUGUCUCAGGAUUGUCUAGGCCCGGAAGCAGGAGAGGAGGUCCCUUCACGCCAGCGAGAAGCGAGUGCUCAUGGGGCUUCGUCAGCGGCUACUCAGGAUAUCCAAACUACAUGGCAAACACAGAAUCCUCCCUGGCUAAGGUCCGGUCUCAAAGUGCCCCAAGGCAGAGGCUGGAGCUUGACAGGUAUGGUUCCUCAAAGAGGACGGCUCUCCAAGGGUCUUGGGACGGCAGAAGCAUGGCCAAUUCCGAGAGGAGCUAUCCUAUAAAUACUGACUUCAGAAAGAGAGCUUACCAGGUCUCGAACCGAUUGAACCGGCUCGGAAGUGCUAACGUGAGGUGAUAUUGUCAGCUUCUCUCAUGUACAUUUUCCUUUUCAGGAACAUUUCGCGUGGUGUGGGAGCAGAUUGUGAUUGUGCUAGGUAGAGUGGUGAAAGUUUAUUUAUGAGCGGACCUCUCUAAUUAAUUUAGCUGGGAACAGGACUAAUAAUGCGGUGUUCAUAUAUUAUGCUAUUUUUAACUUGGAAUUGUAUGAAAUAUGCCUGCCUUUGCUUCUUCCGUUGUAAAUUUGUAAUAAUGUACAUAACUUGGGAGAUUCUUGAACCCCUUGAUGAAGUAAUUUGCCCUCCGGAGUUUCAAUUGUGUGGAUGCGGAGUGGUUGGUUCAACAUGCAAAAGAUUGAUUUUGGAGGAAUGAGACAAUUUGUACUAUGCUGCAUUGCUAUUCGACAAGGAACAUUAUGGAUUUGUUGCUGUGGUAUUAGUGAAAUGAAGCCUGUUAGCGUUAUUUGUUCACGCA
This is a messenger RNA of Punica granatum (pomegranate), 2057 nucleotides long. The record is from RefSeq and is a predicted model, not a curated record. NCBI's taxonomy places the organism in Eukaryota, Viridiplantae, Streptophyta, Magnoliopsida, Myrtales, Lythraceae.